UGUAAAACAAGAUGGCAGCCGCCAAUGAGAUGAAAUGGUACACGCGGUGCACGUGAUUAUUUUUGUACAAAAUGAAGUCGAGUAACAAGGCUACUGGCAUAACACCAGAAAUUCCCGUGCAUGACCUCAGAUCACAGCUAAACGCUCACAAUGACUAUGUUCUCGGACUUGUCGAUACUAUCCCUCCAAAAUGGUACUUCGAUCAAGACACGGUCCAGAAACUGACGGAAGAACUACACGAAAGAGUGGAUGCCAAAGUGAACAGUAGGGGCUCGAAGAAGUUCCAGAAGCUUGCUGUUCAUGGGAAAAGCAAGCUGGCACGUCUCGAUCCUUCAACGUUUAAGACCGUUAGCCAAAUCCUAAACGACCAAGCUCUUACGCAGACACCGAAGAAUCGCAAGAAAAGAAGGCAACGUAAAAACUCCAAACCAACGUUGUACUCAGCUGCAUUAGAUCGUGCUUCCAACUUAGAUGAGUUGAAAGAAAGGCUAACUGAAAAGAUCGAAGCCUUAAAGGGGAACCGCAAGGUCCCCGGUAUCUCCCGUCAGGAGAAGAAGGCGAAAGAAUUGGAAAAGUCAAAGGCAGCAAAGAAGAGGAAACGAAACAAGGCGAGCAAAGGAAGCCUUGAUGCCGCGGCUGCCGACGCGAAUGGCGAACAAGAAGCGGGUGCCCCGGAAAAGAAAGUCCCCAAGACAAUCCCGGUCUACAACAAGGAAGGAAAAAUGGUCUUCAGCAAAUUCGACUUGGCCGAAACUGACGUUUCGACGCACGAGAGGAAGCCCGCUGCCAAGGUGGCCAAGCAGCCAAAACGGUUGCUGAAGAAGUUGGACGUGGAGGCGGAGAAGCUGAAGAAGCUUGAAGAGAAGAAUCCUGAGCAGGCGAAGGAGGUCAAGCAGAAAAAGCUGUGGCUCAAAGCAAUCGACAAGGCAGAAGGCAUAAAGGUGAAGGAUAACCCUGAGCUUCUGAAGAAAACUAUGAAGCGUAAAGACAAGCAGAAGAAACAGAGCCGGAAGAAGUGGAAAGCGCGCACGGAGACAGUGGAGAAGAGACAGAAGGAUCGUCAGGAGAAGCGUCAGAAGAAUAUCAAGGAUCGCAAAAAGUCAAAGCUGCAAGGAAAGCUGAAAAAGUUGAAGAAGCGAGGGCGUGUCAUACCUGGGUUUUGAAUUGACCAACCAGUGUUGAGAGGAAUGACUGGUGUUGCUAACAUUCAUCAUGCUGUACAUAGCAAAUACCUGACUCAUGAAAAGUAAAGGUCAUCUCUUGUA
This is a messenger RNA of Ornithodoros turicata, 1265 nucleotides long. RefSeq names its product surfeit locus protein 6 homolog. NCBI's taxonomy places the organism in Eukaryota, Metazoa, Arthropoda, Arachnida, Ixodida, Argasidae. The transcript is spliced from 5 exons. Gene Ontology annotation, biological process: ribosomal large subunit biogenesis; ribosomal small subunit biogenesis. Bases 72 to 1163 code for a protein of 363 amino acids. The record is from RefSeq and is a predicted model, not a curated record. Gene Ontology annotation, cellular component: nucleolus. Gene Ontology annotation, molecular function: RNA binding; DNA binding.